AUGAGGCAUGUCCCUGACCAGCUUUCCCUCAACACAGGGGAAGAGGCUGCUGGGGGUGACAGGCUCAUCCAUGAGCGGGACCUGGCGUGGCUGCAGCAGGCGGAUGUGGUCGUGGCAGAAGUGACACAGCCAUCCCUGGGUGUAGGCUAUGAGCUGGGCCGGGCUGUGGCCUUCAACAAGCGGAUCCUAUGCCUGUUCCGCCCGCAGUCUGGCCGUGUGCUUUCGGCCAUGAUCCGGGGAGCAGCAGAUGGCUCUCGGUUCCAGGUGUGGGACUAUGAGGAGGGAGAGGUGGAGGCGCUGCUGGAUCGAUACUUCGAGGCUGAUCCUCCAGGGCAGGUGGCUGCCUCCCCUGACCCACCCACUUGACUUAAUCUCACUUUCUUAAAUUCUUCUGUUCUCAGACACUGCUCUAAGUACCAUUCCUUCCUCUUAGCCCCAGGAGCAAAUUAAAAGGUACAGUUAAAAUCCUAA
This is a messenger RNA of Mandrillus leucophaeus (drill), 471 nucleotides long. It is a transcript of the gene DNPH1, whose product is annotated as 2'-deoxynucleoside 5'-phosphate N-hydrolase 1. The record is from RefSeq and is a predicted model, not a curated record. Gene Ontology annotation, cellular component: nucleus. Gene Ontology annotation, molecular function: 5-hydroxymethyl-dUMP N-hydrolase activity. Gene Ontology annotation, biological process: deoxyribonucleoside monophosphate catabolic process. The coding region runs from base 1 to 366 and encodes 121 amino acids. The transcript has 3 exons. Lineage: Eukaryota; Metazoa; Chordata; Mammalia; Primates; Cercopithecidae.